AUGCCUCUUCACUGAUCCGCAGGCUGUCAGGGUCAACAUGCUUUGUGUUGUAAUGUAUUGCUCUACGAUGUAUCAUAUAUAGCGUGUCUGCUAGCGGAAUGACACCGAGUCGCAGGUCCCUUUCUCACCAUGUCCAACCAACCAUUCUCCUUCCCUCCUCCGCCUCCGCCUCCGCCGAAGCGAACCACAGACAAUUCCUACGCGCAGAAUAACGGCUUCCCCAAUAAUCGAGGCUCUUUCAGAGGCGGUGGCGGCUUUCAGAGGGGUGCCGGAAGAGGUGCCCGGGGGUCGCAAAGAGGCUCUCAUCAUGCCCCCUAUACGGGUCACAACAACUAUGCAAACAGGCCUCAUGGAGACAGUUGGAAUCGCGAUAGCGGACUGAACCCUCCGCAGAAACGAGACCAUACCAGCGCUUUCAACAACACCCAACCAGCCAGGCCGCGACCGACAGCCGCUCCUGCAGUCCCCAGCUUCAACGCCUCGAUAGAACAUCUCCUUCCGCGCAAGCCAGCGCCUCAGCCAGCAGUGCAAACCGUAGAAAAGCCCAAGAAGCAGAACUUGCUUGGCUUGACACCCACGAAAGCCGAUCCCGACUCCGAACCAGAGGAUGACGAGGGCGAAGAGACGCGCCUUGCCACUCAAGCAAAAAGUGCCAGGCACGGCCUAGAGAUCGAAUAUAAGGGCCAUGUCUCAACGCUGCGGACCGUAGCAGAAAUAGCAGCCUGGAUUGCCGAGCGUAAAGCACGAUACCCCACAGCGGUAAAGGUCGAGGCGGCAAAGAAAGAGGCGGCCGAGAAGAGAAGGAAAUGGGAGGAAGAAAAAGCGGCCAGGUUUGAGGCCAAUCGGCAGGCUCGGAUCAAGAGAGAUGAGGAACGGAAGCAGCAGCAGAUCGAAAGAGCGCAGAAAGAAGCAGAAGCACGGAAGGUGGAACGUUUGGCAAAGAACAAAGACACCGAAUUCGACUCCGCGACAGUGGCGGAGAUGAAGGCUGAGAAGCUCAGAAAAAAGGCACUCAAAGCCGAACAACGACUGGCAAAAGCAGAGGAGGCGCUGCGUAUGGCUCAGGAAAAGCGAAAUGCUCUGGCUGCCAGUCAAAACAAAGACCAGCCUCCAGAAGCUGCAGCUGCCGAUCACGAGCAGCCUCUGCAGCUUGAUGAGGUCGACGAUUCAUCUGCUUCAGACAUAAUAGAUCCUGAUGCGACUUCCUCCUCCGGCUCCCCUACCACAGAUUCCGGCUCAGACACUUCUGAGUCCGAGUCCGACUCAGAUUCUGCUCCAGAGGUCAUGAGCACAAAGCAGGCCGCCCUUGUUCACGACCUUGCUCCACAGCCUCCGAAAGCUGCACGAGUCAACACUCCUCGUCUGUGCAAUACUUUUGCAAAAACUGGUCGCUGCAAGUUCGGAUCAAGAUGUCGGUAUACCCACGACUCCUCGAGAGGGAAGACGCCGAGGAAUAUCGCUUCGUCUUCGCAACCCGCCAAUACAAAGAGGAAAGGGCUGUGGGAGGUGAUGGUAGAGAAAGAGCAGGAAGAGGAGUGCAAAAGACUGCUGGGGACCAUUACCACACUUGGUGAGCGAGGUAUUCUUGAUGAUCCUGAUCCCACAUGAAUACUUGUGAACAGAGAAACUCAAAUCUCGCUUUGGUGUGGCUGCCAAAACACACGAUCACCGGAAAGGUCUAUGCUCGCGGCCUAUGACUGCUGAUGUGCAGAUGGUGAGAGAUGUGCGUAACGUAUUUUGGUCUAGCGGGAAAGGGAAAGAGGGAGAGAGAUAUGGAAGGCUACAGGAGAAGGAAAUGGAACUGCCAAGUCGUGAAGCGCAGGUGCUUCUUCCGUCACAGUAGAAGUCGCAACAUUCAGCUUUGUUCCAGCACCUCAUACCGAGCGGAAUAAUGGUGGCAUAAUAUUGCUGAAUAGUACAGCAAUCUAUCGCCUUUAUCAUUGGUGCUAUGCAUGUAGACCGCCAGGAAUGUGACGUUAGUAGUCUCAGGUUCCUAUCAUAUCAACGAGGCACACUUGCGAACAAUGGGA
Molecule: messenger RNA, 2030 nt
Organism: Exophiala viscosa
Lineage: Eukaryota; Fungi; Ascomycota; Eurotiomycetes; Chaetothyriales; Herpotrichiellaceae
Exons: 1
Coding region: 130-1608 (492 amino acids)
Biological process (GO): box C/D snoRNP assembly
Cellular component (GO): nucleus
Molecular function (GO): metal ion binding
Source: RefSeq, a predicted model, not a curated record